UACUCGCGGGCACUAGAAUGGCUGGCCCGUCACCACGAGGAUUUUACGCAGCAGCGUUUCUCCUGGUCCUUUGCCUCGCCUUGUCAUUGGCCAGGGAGGACCUGCGGGAGAGAGAGAGACGGGAUGUAGAUCUUGUAGCGGCAGCAACCGGACACGAGAAACACGACAAACACGAGGAGCAUGGGGGCGGUCACAAGCAUCACGCGGAUCAUCACGAGGAGCAUGGGGAGAAGGGUGAAAAGGGACACAAGAGUCAUCAUCAUCACGACAAGGGCGAACAUGGUGAACACGGCAAGGAGCAUCAUUCUGGUCAUCACGAGGAGCACGGGGGUCACGAGAAGAAGCAUCACGACGAGGCCGGAAAGCAUGGGGAACAUCAUGAGCACGAGAAGGGUCACAAGGGUGGAAAGUUCGGGGAGAAAAAGGGUCACAAGAAGGGUCACAAGACCAGCGGGUAUCAUCACAAGGCGCACAAGGACGAGUAUCACAAGGAGCACAAGUUCUAUGACGACUAUCAUAAGGGCGGUCAUCAUGAGAAACAUGGUCAUCAUCAUGGACAUCACGGAAGCAAGGAGGGUCAUCACAAGAAGGGCGAUCAUCAUCACUCUGGCUAUCAUGACGAUCAUCAUGGGAAGAAGGGUCAUCACGACAAGGGACAUCACGAUGAGGAUCACAAGGGUCAUCAUGGGAAACAUGGUCACGAGCAUCAUCAUUCUCAUCAUGAGGAGCAUGGAAAGAAGGGCGGUCACUCCGGCGGGAAGAAGCACGGCUACAGUCACGGAAAACAUUAACGGCUCAAGCGCAUGGCCAAAGAUCUUUUGUUAUCUAGUGUGUAAUUACUGUUAAACAUUGUUGAGUAAUUGUUACAAUAAACAAUUUAUCCUUUCAAUAA
Cephus cinctus (wheat stem sawfly) is the source of this 892-nucleotide messenger RNA. RefSeq names its product histidine-rich glycoprotein-like. The coding region runs from base 18 to 791 and encodes 257 amino acids. The transcript has a single exon. The record is from RefSeq and is a predicted model, not a curated record. NCBI's taxonomy places the organism in Eukaryota, Metazoa, Arthropoda, Insecta, Hymenoptera, Cephidae.